Molecule: messenger RNA, 2073 nt
Organism: Formica exsecta
Lineage: Eukaryota; Metazoa; Arthropoda; Insecta; Hymenoptera; Formicidae
Product: spidroin-2-like
Exons: 5
Coding region: 153-1547 (464 amino acids)
Source: RefSeq, a predicted model, not a curated record
UCAGUCAUUCUCCCGCGGACUGCGACAACAUCAGAAUCAUUUCGGUCUUUACGCGCACGGUGGUGAUAUAAAUACAACAAGUAAUAACAUACAUAAUAAUUGUCUCCCGAUCUUUUCGCGUUGAGUUCCUUCUUCGACGAUCGAUCAGAAAGAUGGAUACUAAAAUCUACGCGCUGCUUGUUCUCGUCGGUGUCCUAGGAUCCUUUAUGGAGGCCCAAGCGACCUUCGUCGGUUAUCCUUAUGCUUACGGAAAUGGACGACUAGGCGGACCAACAUCGGUGAAUUUCAUCGGGAUGCCCAGGUCAAAGCGAGAAAUCGGUGAUUCGAAUGGUGAGACUACCACCAAUCAAGCAACUACAACGACCCUCUCGUCGACAAAUCCUACAACUACACCAUCAUCGACCACAUCAUUGUCAUCGACUACACCAUCAUCCACCACACCGUCAACGUCGCCUACGACCACCCCAUCCACUAGUCCAACCACCACACCCACUACCACGGAGGCGACGUCCCCUACUACUACUCCGACAUCCACUUCCGCUACUACUCCGUCCACCACAAAUCCUACAACACCUAGCACGACAACUUCAGAAAGCACAAAAUCAACGUCCAAGCCGAAGAAAUCGACAGACAAUGAUGUCCUAUCGCGCUCGAAUUUUGAUGAAUCCAAGCCCGAAGACUCCGCUAAGAAACCUGGAUCAUCGUCCAAGAGCGACAAGACGCCAACUCCUGGACCGUACAAUGGCCCAGGCGUUCCCGGAGCCGGCUUUGGCGGCUUUGGUCCAGGUUUCGAUCCCUACAAUGGUUAUCCCGGAUUCAACUCUAUACCAGGUCCCGGCCCGAACUACGCGUGGACCGGUACGAACAAUGGACCAGGACACGCGUCCGCGGGCGCGUCAGCCGGGAGUUUUGCAGGAGGAUUUCCGGGAUAUCCUGGAGCGGGGUAUCCUGGCGCUGGAUAUCCUGGAGCAGGGUUUCCUAGAGCGGGAUAUCCAAUGGGAGGACAACCUAUGACUACUGAGUCAUCGCCUGUCAAUAAUCGAGGAGGAUUUCAGGAUAUGUCGCCGAACCAGAACACACCAAAUUACGGCGGAAUAGAUCCCUUGUAUAAUGCAGGACCUGGAUUUUUUUUCCCUGGACAAUAUCCUACCUUCAAUGAUCCUACAUUUGACAUGAUCAGGCGGAUUCAGGCGCAGAUCGAGGCACAGCAUCAAGCUAACAUGGAAGCCCACAAUCGUUUGGCCAACGAAGCCGCUAAUUACGGUGGCGGAAGUUAUGGUGGUGGCGCACCACAAGUUUCGAGUGCUAGCAUUGGUUUAGGCCCAGGUGGCGGUUACCAAACAGGCUUUAUCAAUCCCGUUGGGCCAGGAAUAGAGUCCAGAUUUGCUGAUGAUCUUCCCGCUCCAUCUGGUAAUAGUUUUGGAGUGUUCGCCAGUUCCAGUUCUUCCAGCGGUACCGGUCCGGAUGGCAAGCCAAUCAACCAUAAGUCGUCUAUCACUGGCGUGAACGAUAACGGAAAGAUUUCUUAUCGUACGGUGCACGAUUAACUAUGCUUUUGAUUGUAUUUUCAACACAUCUUACUUUUAACUAUUACUUUACUAUCGUCUAUUUUGUGUCUGCUAUACAAUACCAUGAUAGAGAUAAAUUUUUAUGAUUCAAAGUCUUAAUUCACGAUCUAGGAUUCAGACUCAAAUAUUUUCUUAAGAUUACCAUAUACUCAAAAAAUACUCAAGUUUCUGAAAACUAAUAGAUCCUUUCUAUGAAAAAUUUUAUAAACCUUUUUGUAAUUAUUAAUUACGUUGACAGCUUAAUCUUGACUACCUGCUUGCAAGAAAUUAACUUAAAAUUCACUUGUUAUAAAUAUUUCAAAGUUUUAAUAAGUUUUCUUAUAUUGAUGUUAAAUUAUGUUUUACUCGAGCAAUAUCGAGCAAUCAAAUUAACGAUUAUAUAUGCAUUUAUGUCUACACGCUUAAAUGAGGUAUAUAAAUAUUAUAUUUUUUGAUUAUAUGUAUAAAUUAAUAUUAUAUUUUUUUGAUUAUAUGUAUAAAUUAAACUCAUGACGCUUUUAUAUAA